AUGUCAUUUUUACCAUGCUUUGCCUCUUUCAUAGAUGAGAAUGACACUCCUAUAUUGAUACAUGUGUUAGAGGAUGGGAAGAAAGAUAUCAAUGAUGUUUUAAAGUUCAAUGUUUUUUCUAAUAUAUCGACUGACUACUUUAACAGUAACUUAUAUAACAGUCUAGCAAUGGAGUCAAAUGCAACCAUAAAAAAUCUAUUUCAAUUGGAAGGGAUAUCGGUAUAUGGAUCUAUUAUCAAAGCGACUGGACUGAAACUAAUUAUUGGGUUCAAGAGCACUGAUAUUGACGAAGAGAGAAUACAAGAUAUAGUUGAGAAAAUUAAACACAUAUACAUGAGUGUCAAAUUAAAUCCUUUCAUAAUAGCCGAUUCGAACAGUGGAGAUCAAUUGUUGAUCGAGAUGUUAACUAAGAAGUUAGAAGAAGACUUAAAUUAA
This is a messenger RNA of Tetrapisispora phaffii CBS 4417, 435 nucleotides long. RefSeq names its product Tca17p (gene TCA17). Gene Ontology annotation, biological process: endoplasmic reticulum to Golgi vesicle-mediated transport. NCBI's taxonomy places the organism in Eukaryota, Fungi, Ascomycota, Saccharomycetes, Saccharomycetales, Saccharomycetaceae. The transcript has a single exon. Bases 1 to 435 code for a protein of 144 amino acids. The record is from RefSeq and is a predicted model, not a curated record.